CGACCAGCUCCUGCGCGUGAACAACCUGAGUGUGGAGCGAGCGGUUCACCACGAGGUCACGGCCAUGGUUCAGGGCAAGUCCUCCGUCGUUCUGAAGGUCAAGAGCGCCGGAAUCAUCCCCGUCAAGAGUGGACACCGCGGAGACCCCCUGACGUGGCUGGUGGUGGACGACGACGAGGACCUGUCCGACCACGGCACGGACACCUACAGCCAGUCCCUGCCCUCAGCUCACGAGAGCGAGCAGGAGCAGUUCGAGCCGACGCCCCCCGCGCAGCCCAGCGUCGGCCAUGGGGGGAACGAGAACCACGCGCGGGUCUACAUCUCGUGCACGGGGAAGAUCGGCCUCGGGUGCAGCAUCUGCAAGGGCCCGGCGGAAAAGCCAGGGAUCUUCGUGCAGAGCGUGCGUGGCGGGGGCGUCGCCAGGAACGCGGGGCUCCGGCCGGGGGACCAGAUCAUCGCCUGUAAUGACGUCAGCUUCACGCACUUGGAAUUUGCCGAGGCGGUGUACGUGCUGAAGUCCUCCCCGCGCCUCGUCCUCGACGUCAUCCGGGGCGCUGGACUCGACCUCGUGGCGGGGGAGUCCUCGGGUUACAAUUCCUCGGCCUCGUCCGUCGCCGGGGACCAGACGCCGCCCUCCUCGUCGUCCUCGGAUCCCAGGGACUCGGACCACAGCGUCACCAACAGACUAAGCGCCGUGAGCCGCCACCUGACCCUCGACCGGUCCAGGGGUUGGAGGGAGAUCGAGUCGGAGUGGGCCGAGGCCGAGGCCCAGGAGAAGCGGCGGGUGCUGCAGACCAACCAGAGGACGCUCAAGACACGCGCGCAGCGUGACGCCAACCACCGCUUCGGCAGUUCCCUGAGCAGCAGAUCCCUCGGCAACCUGAGCGCAGCCCUGAGGGAGGAGGAAGACGAGGAGCAGCGAACCGCCUUUAGGGACGCCCCGACCUCGCAGGCCCACCCUUCGCCCACUCGCGGCGGCCUCCUCACGCCCACCCACGCCCACUACAAGCCUGCCCUAAGGAGCACCCGGUCCAGCAGUGACGUAACGGAUGACACAAGCCACAAGAUUGCCCUGGUGACAUCAGCGGACCCGCACGUGAACAACAUCGUGGUGACGACGGGCCCCAAGGACGAGCGGGACGCCGUCUCGCGCCUCGACCAGCUCUCCAACCCGUCGGCGAGCAGCAGGACGUCGACCCUGAGCAGUGGUUCAUCCCAAGUGACAGUACGGUCCUCCUGCGGUAGCGGUGGGUCGCCUACAGUGGGCAAAGCGGUGUCCAGGGAGUCUCUGGUGGAGCAGCAGUUGAGGGAGCUGCGGGAGGAACAGCGCCGCCUGCAGGAGGAAGCCAGUAGACUAGCACAAGAGAGAAGAAAAUUUGAGGAGGAGAAGCGACGUGGGGUAGAGCGUACCCAGAGCGCCCCGUUGGCCCCCCUUGUGAUCACCUGCUCGGGGCAGGCCCUUCCCCCUCACCAACAGCCGCCCCCCAGUCCAACAUCAUCCAUCGCCAGUGGGCGCCACACAACGCGGGUGUUAAUCAAGUCCCCACCACCCCCUCCACCACCUCGCAAAAAUACAACCUCACUAUCCUCCCGUAGCAGCUUCCAUCCACAGCAACAGCAGGUUUCUCCCCCUGCUUCUCCAGCUCACAGCAGCAGUAGUAGCAGUGGAGUUGGGUCAUCCUGUGGCUCUUCUGCUGCUCCAAGGCGGUGCAAAAGCAUUGGGUCCUUGUCUGCUAGUAGUGGUGAGAGUGCAGUGUGGGAAGACUCGCUCAUUCCCACUCAUCCCACCCUCGUCAAUACACAUUCAGGAUUUCGGUCUUCCAUGCCUCCUCCUACUCCUCCAAAACCUCCUGCACAUUCAGCAGCACCCAUGAGUAGCACAAAUAGCCCCUAUACCUUAGGAGGAGUACCCCCUCCACCACCACCCCCACCUCCUCUACCUACCUCGACCGCCAAACCUAGUUUAGCAGCAGCCCUUAGUAAGGAAUUGGAGCGACGCAGUGCCCAAGAGGCACAGUCAGGUGCAAGUGAAGAUGCAAAAGCUCAAAUUAUUCAGGAAAAAAUUGAUGCAUUUAAGAAAGAAAAAGUGAAGAGUGGGCUCGGAGGACACAACAGUGCUCAGCAUGACAAGCUGAUGCAGGAAUUUAAAAUUGCUCAUAAGAAAAUGUUUGUUAGCAAAGAGAACUUGAGGGACAUUUCUAGUGAGGAAGAUAAGGAAAAGAAAGAGACAAAACCAGAAGCAAAACCAGUCAACCACGUAAAAGUCACCGAAACGCCCCCAGUCCUAAGGGAGUUUACCUCAAAAAUCAUCAGCAACAGCACCGUCAACAAGACGCCCCUCAGAGCAAUGAACAACGUCUCAAAAACACCGAGCAUGAUGAAUGGCCCCAGCAAGCCUAAUUUUGUUAUAAGAGAAGCAAACAGUAAUGUCAGUAGCAAGACUUCCAUUGUGAAUACAUACAGCUCCAACGUUAAAACGAGCCUGCCAUCCUCGUCUCCAUCAACAAACCAGCAGCAGACUGAGCAGCUCGGAGGCAUCACCACAAAGCAGUCAAUUUCAGCAGUGUCAACACCCACGAAAUCUCCACUACGUCCUCAUGGAGGAGUUGUGUUAGAUGAGUUCAAACCAGGAGAAAAAAACUCCUUAAAGGUGAAGCCACCAAACACUUACUUUGACGCAGGAAAGCAAACCCCCGGAAAACCUCUUGUCUCUAUUGGUGCAUAUCCAUCACCUAACCACAGACCGCCACCAGUCAAAAUGGACUUCCUCUCGCCCAGUGCCAAUGGGGAACAGAUUGCAGGUGCAGCUAAAAAUUCCAGCACCCCUGUGAAGGUAAAGCUACAGAGUGAACUUGAAUCAACCCUGAGUAGGUCGAACCUCCGUCAGCGUUUCGCUGCUCAGGAACUCCCCCCAGAUCCUCCCUCCGAAGUUUCUGGUACUAAGCAAGAAUCUACGUCCGCAAGUUACACCACGACUACCAUUACCAAUAACAACACCAGUCCCAAUGCUUCAUUAUCAAGUAAAUACCGGACAUUAGUUCAAGAUGGUCCUUCUGCCACCAUUAUCAUGAAAGGUGGUAGCGGCAAGGAAAAUGAGGCCCCAGACUCCCCUCCUACAGGUAUCCUGAAGGCUUCUGGCCCAUCUUCCAUCAGGCCUCUGCAGAAGUCCAUAUCAUUCGGUGAUGUAACAACAGUAGGUGAGGACGACCCACGGACGUAGUAGCUGAGGUGUUUCAUCUUUUUGUCAUCAAGAAUUAGGGAAUAUGUUACAUUACUUUACUCAGUGUUGAUGCCAUAUAUAGAAUGAUUUUCAUUCAAAUCUUUUUACCACUUUCUUCUCACCCUCUUUUGUAUUCUGGUAUUCAGAAUAAGUGUAAAUAUUUUUAAAUUAAUACUUCUGUAUGAUAUUCUGGUCAUUGUAUUUUUUAAGACAUACUUUAAUUGUUGUAUUAUAGUGCUACAUUCCUCAUAUUUCUGAUGAAGGACUUUUAGUAUAUUAAAUAUUCAAAUCUUUAUAUUAUGUUGUUGACCAUCAACAGUUUUUUGUUUAUAAUGUACUGCAUUAGGUUCACUAUAAAAUGCUGUACCAUAUAUUCAGGUAAUAUUAACAAGAAAACUGAUGUUGCUAUAGUAAUUUUAUUGUUGAUUAUAUGUCACCAUAUGUAUGAAUUUAUGUAUAUACUGGCAUUUUAUGGUUUGGAUAAUGGUUUUAUGUACAUAUAUUAUGUCUGUACUUAUGUACUUGAUGAUGCAGCCUUUUACAAAUCAACAGUUUAAAUAUUGUAUCAAAACUUCCCUCACUUUGUAUACUUUAUAAACACUAACAGUUACAAUAAAGCCAAUAAAUGAAAUUAUUUCAAAA
This is a messenger RNA of Penaeus vannamei (Pacific white shrimp), 3862 nucleotides long. The record is from RefSeq and is a predicted model, not a curated record. Lineage: Eukaryota; Metazoa; Arthropoda; Malacostraca; Decapoda; Penaeidae.